AUGACACCACUCUGUGUCAUACAGGAAACUACGUCUUCCUCACGCAGCACUGCCGUAGGGUCUGCCGACAGCAGUGGUACCAUUUCCUUAAAACACCGUGCCUCCGGCGCAUACGGACAAACCAUCGUCACCGUAGCCUUGUCCCUGCGAAUCCUGAUGACCACCUUGCCCAAGUCUGACCAUCUUGGGUUAAAGUACCAACGGGGUCCCAUCCACGUCCUCAACGCAAAUACACCCCCAGGCAAG
This is a messenger RNA of Sphaeroforma arctica JP610, 246 nucleotides long. RefSeq lists its product as hypothetical. The record is from RefSeq and is a predicted model, not a curated record. NCBI's taxonomy places the organism in Eukaryota, Ichthyosporea, Ichthyophonida. The transcript has a single exon. The annotation marks the transcript as partial.